CUCAAGAUCGCUCGCGAAUGUCAUAUAACCAACCUCAUAUAAUGGGUCAUCCGUCUGGCUCUGUCCUUGGAUACGGUCCAGGCGCAUCAACUACAUCACCUUCUGCAUUCGGUGCUAGUCACGGCCAUGGUCAUGGACAACCACUUAGUGACUCAAUUACUCAGAGUAGACCGCAAUAUCAGCCUGGAUAUCUCUUGUCACUCGCACAAGGACAAGCACUGUCAGUAUCAGGCCAACGACAUGAGGAACCGCUACUUAUACCAACUCGGGCGAAGAUGAACCCGUCGCACGUACGAAACGCGCCAUCUGACUUUGGGUCGGACUCAAUGUUUGAAACUUCAACAAAUAGACAUCGACACCGAGAAGCGGCGAUAGACGAAGAUGGUCCACCAAUGUCAUCCGUGGUUGAUCUUGUUUCAGAGAUUCACGUUGACUCUCGGAGACAGUUACUUAAUAGCGCAAGGAAGUCGACAACCACGCGCAAAGCAGACGCUACGGCGACGUCACCCACUGUAACACACCAAACUCUUUAUAUUAUCGUUUUUGGUUAUCCACCAGCGAGAUACUCGUCAACCUUGGCACAUUUCCAGUCCCUUUCGGAUGGAGGAACUACAGAGCCUGAACUCAGUCUUGACGUCGAAAAUGCAUUUAGGAUUGGAUAUAAACAACCUUGGGAGGCUGCUAGGGCAUUGCGAAGGAAUGGAGAGGUUAUAAACGGGGAGGGUGGCAGGUGGAUGGUUGGUGUUAAAUGGAUGGACCCGAUUGCGGCGGAGCAAGUGUUAGGUUCGGGUGCAAGGAUUUCUGCAAACCCUUUGCCAUUGUUUGAAGGCGACACCUCAAUGCCGGCGCCACAAGACGAUAUGGAUAUGGAUGGUUUACCAGACCCGGCACUCUCGCAGCUCCUGCAUGUAGGAUCGGUACAGCAGGAUAGCACGCCGUCUGUUGGAACACCUAUCAAACUUGCACCAUCUGCAGCAGCAUUUCGUAAAGGGACACCAGAUGUUGGCCGUAAGGGUCCUGGAGUGCCAAUGCAGGCUACUCCAGGCACGCCGGCAAAGUCAAAGGGGAUGCUUGGACAGGUGUCUGACCUUGUAUUUGGAUGGUAGUACCAGUGUUUUUGAGAUGACUUUUGUAUGUACAUCGGUAGAAAAUAAUUUGUUAUUCGG
Fomitiporia mediterranea MF3/22 is the source of this 1166-nucleotide messenger RNA. RefSeq lists its product as uncharacterized. Bases 42 to 1106 code for a protein of 354 amino acids. Gene Ontology annotation, biological process: NLS-bearing protein import into nucleus; nuclear pore organization; regulation of DNA-templated transcription. Lineage: Eukaryota; Fungi; Basidiomycota; Agaricomycetes; Hymenochaetales; Hymenochaetaceae. Gene Ontology annotation, molecular function: phospholipid binding; structural constituent of nuclear pore; single-stranded DNA binding. The record is from RefSeq and is a predicted model, not a curated record. Gene Ontology annotation, cellular component: nuclear membrane; nuclear pore nuclear basket; nuclear pore central transport channel. The transcript has 6 exons.